Corylus avellana is the source of this 3237-nucleotide messenger RNA. RefSeq names its product Pentatricopeptide repeat (PPR) superfamily protein. Lineage: Eukaryota; Viridiplantae; Streptophyta; Magnoliopsida; Fagales; Betulaceae. The record is from RefSeq and is a predicted model, not a curated record. Gene Ontology annotation, molecular function: protein binding; RNA binding. Gene Ontology annotation, biological process: RNA modification.
ACGUGGCUUAUUUGGUGUGAAAAAUUUGUCCCUUGACACUUACCCUCAAAAUUUCAAUGGGUUAACGCCCUCAUUUUCAAAACUUAACCAUGGAAAGCAAGAGCACCACCUACUUGGCAAACCUCUUGCAGUCUUGCAUUCAGAAGAAAGCCCACCUUGCUGGCAAGCUCCUCCACGCUUUUAUCCUCCGCAAUGGUCUCGCCUCCGACACCUUCCUCGCCAACCGCCUCAUCGAGCUUUACUCCAAAUGCGGCAAAAUCGAUUCUGCUUACCGGGUAUUCGAUAAAAUCGCUCAGAAAGACGUAUAUUCUUGGAAUGCCCUGUUGGGUGCCCAGUGUAAAUUGGGCAACAUACAGGAUGCCUAUGCAUUGUUCGUUAAAAUGCCUGACAGAAACACCGUGUCUUGGAACACUUUGAUUAGUACAUUAGUUCGAAGUGGGCUUGAACACAAAGCGUUGGAUGCGUAUGAUUCGAUGAUUUUGGAAGGAUUCGUGCCUACCCAUUUCACUUUGGCGAGUGUAUUUAGUGCAUACAGCGUGUUGUUGGAUUCAGAGCGUGGUAGGAUAUGUCAUGGUCUUGUCAUUAAGAUUGGGCUUGAGAACAAUAUGUUUGUGAGUAAUGCUUUGUUGUGUAUGUAUGCAAAGUGUGGCCUUAUUCGGGAUGCAAGUCAAGUUUUUGGGGACAUGCAUGAGCCUAAUGAGGUCACGUUUACAGCGAUGAUGGGUGGUUUAGUGCAGACGGAUCGUGCCGUGGAGGCUUUGGAAAUGUUUAGACUGAUGUGCAGAAAAGGAAUUCGGAUCGAUUCUGUCUCGUUGUCAAGCACUUUAGGUGCUUGUGUCAGAGGGGUAUGUGGAGAAUUUGGUCAGGAUGAUCCGACUUUCGUGCUUUCUUCUAACGUACAUGGGCGACAAGUUCACGGCCUCAUGAUUAAACUUGGAUUUGAGAGAGAUCUUCAUUCAAAUAAUUCAUUGCUUGAUAUGUACGCGAAGAAUGGGGACAUGGAUAGUGCUGAGAAGAUUUUUACUAAUUUGCCUGAAGUCAGUGUUGUUUCUUGGAAUGUUAUGAUAGCUGGGUAUGGCCAGAAAUUCCAAAGUCAGAAAGCUGUGGAGUACCUGCAAAGAAUGCAAUGUUGCGGUUUUCAGCCGGAUGAGGUCACUUACAUUAAUAUGCUUGCAGCGUGCAUCAAGUCUGGGGAUAUUGAAACCGGGCGUCUAAUGUUUAAUAGCAUGUCAUGCCCGAGUGUGAGUUCAUGGACUGCCAUACUCUCUGGCUAUGCCCAGAGUGGGUACCAUAAUGAGGCAAUAGAACUGUUUAGGGAAAUGCAGUUUCGAAGUGUGCAAUUUGAUCGGACUACCUUGGCCAUUAUCCUCAGCUCAUGUGCAGCACUGGGGCUUCUGGAAUCUGGAAAGCAGGUCCAUGCUGCCUCACAAAAGGCUUCCCUUCAUACUGACGUAUAUGUUACCAGUGGAUUAAUUUGCAUGUAUUCUAAGUGUGGGAAGACAGAGAUGGCAAAGCACAUAUUUUUUAAUACGCCUGAAUUGGAUAUUGUUUGCUGGAAUUCAAUGAUAGCUGGUUUUUCACUUAACUCUCUAGACAUGGAAGCUUUCACUUUCUUCAAGCAGAUGAGACAAAAUGGAAUAUUUCCCACUCAAUUUUCUUAUGCUACUGUACUGAGUUGUUGUGCCAAACUAUCUUCUUCAUUUCAUGGGAGACAGGUUCAUGCCCAGAUAACAAAAGGUGGAUAUGUAAGUGAUGUCUUUGUGGGGAGUGCUCUUAUUGAUAUGUAUUGUAAAUGUGGUGAAGUAGAUGGGGCCAGGCGGUUCUUUGAUAUGAUGCCCUGUAAAAAUACUGUUACUUGGAAUGAAAUGAUACAUGGGUACGCACAAAAUGGACGUGGAUAUGAGGCUGUUUGUCUCUACAAGGACAUGGUUAGUUCAGGUGAGAAACCUGACGGUAUAACAUUUACUGCUGUUUUAACUGCUUGUAGCCAUUCAGGAUUGGUAGAUUUGGGUAUAGAAAUAUUCAAUUCAAUGCAGCUAGAGCAUGGAGUGGAGCAAGUCUUGGACCAUUACACUUGCAUUAUUGAUUCAUUGGGCCGAGCUGGUCGGUUCCACGAAGCUGAAGUGCUCAUAGAUAAGGUUCCGUAUAAGGAUGACCCAGUUUUAUGGGAGGUAUUGCUUAGUUCUUGUCGUGUUCAUGCUAAUGUGAGCUUAGCAAAAAGGGCAGCAGAGGAACUUCUUCGCCUGGACCCACAGAAUUCUGCUCCUUAUGUGCUUCUGGCCAACAUCUAUUCGGCUUUGGGAAGAUGGGAUGAUGUGAGGGCGGUUAGAGAGUUGAUGAGUGAUAAACAGAUCAUUAAGAAACCAGGUUAUAGUUGGAUCGAUUAUAAGAAUGAUAUGCGAACUCCUAUGGUGGAUGACGAUGUUAGAAUGGUUAGUGUUGAAGUUGAAGAAGUAGGUGAUGGCACUUCUUGUUAUAAUGUAUAACAUAAGAAUGAUAUGCAGACCCCUAUGGCAGAUGAUGAUCUUAGAAUGGUUAGUGCUGAAGUUCAAGAAGUGAUGGAACUUCUUGUAAUAAUGGAUAACAAAGUCGGGCCUAAUAUUUGUCAAAAAGGAUUAAUCCGCAUUUAAAGUGAAGCAACUGUAAUUUAGGUGAUAAUUAUAGCUGACUACAGGAUUUGUUACAUUUAUAUGUUGACAGAUGUUUGGUUCUCACUGUGGAAUUCUGAAGUUAAAGCUUCGACAGCAAUUGAACAAUUUCAGGAACUCCAAGGAUCCUCCCUCCUCAAACUUUGAAAAUAAAAGUCUGUCCUAUCAAAAGCAGAAAGAUGCAAAAAGAUAUAAACGAACAUUGAAAAAAGACAAUCGAUAUUCCAUCAGGCAUGAAGCUAAGGGUAGUGACGUGGAGAUUCAACUGCCUGAAAUUUGAUGUGGGUUAUUUUUUCUACUAAUAUUCAUUGUAGUGCCCCAUCCCUGGGGAAUCUCACUAACAGUUGUAGUAUUAUGACAUGGAGGUCAUGGAUUUCUUCACUGCUUCCACCGCUGCAGACAAAUCAAAGGCAACUAGUGAUCACUUUAUGUGGAAAAUACUAAAGAUUUGGACCAUAUUCAUAUCUCCCCUCCCAAGAUAACCUCCCAUGGCAGGACCAACACUUGGUGAUUGCUUUUGAAAAGAGCAGGGCAGGGCCGCAGGAAUAACCUUCUGGUUCUCACCAAGGUUUUUUCUGAAGCAAUUACC